AUGGAAGCUUUCUAUAAACUGCUUCCGCUAUUACUCAAGGCACCUACCCACCUAUGGUGUGUCAAUAACCCCACCAAGAAGCUUAACUUAAAUGUCAACAAACUGGCAAAUGUCUGUCGUGACAUGGUCAGUAGAGAAAGACUAACCAAAAUGAAGCUGCCUGCAAUCCAGCUAAGUGUGAAGCAGAGAGUUGAAAAUACUACACCUUAUACGAGAGAUGCGAAUGCAGUGCCAGAGGAACAAAAUAAAAAUAACAAUCAAGAAAUUGACAAAAAUAGUGAAUCUGAUGUGCAAGAACCACUGAGCCUCGAUACACAAGAUGAAACUGUGGGCAUCAUUAAAGAAAGUAUUCUCCAAAGAUAUGAAAUAGCCAAGGAAACCCCAAUAAGUCAGAGGCCACCAAUUCCAAAAAUAAAAAAUGAGCGACACGCAAAAUCAGCCAUUGAAACAGCAAACAAAGCCAUACUAAGCCGUCAACCAGAUCUCUCACAAACAUCAACCAUCUUAUGCAUUUGCUCUACUGUUAAAGAAUCACUGGGCAUAAAAACAAAAAGGAACAACAAGCUGAGAAAACCAAACCAAGGCAACCAAAAUGGAAAAAGAAAAUUGAAGGUGAAAUAUCAGGGAUCAGGGAUGACGUAUCUACGUUGA
This is a messenger RNA of Porites lobata, 651 nucleotides long. NCBI's taxonomy places the organism in Eukaryota, Metazoa, Cnidaria, Anthozoa, Scleractinia, Poritidae. The record is from the annotation of a GenBank genome assembly.